AUGUUUUCCAGAGUAGCUAGACGUGCAUUUUCUACCACUAAAUUUAAUCCUUACAAGGUCACCGUACUGGGUGCCGGAGGCGGUAUUGGACAGCCUCUAUCGCUGCUGUUGAAGCUAAACCACAAGGUUACAGACUUGAGACUGUAUGACUUGCGUGGUGCCAAGGGUGUAGCUACGGAUUUGUCACAUAUUCCUACCAACUCUGUAGUGCGCGGGUUUACACCUGAUGAGGGAGACGGCCUCAAGGAAGCUUUGAAAGACACUGACGUGGUUCUUAUCCCAGCCGGUGUGCCCAGAAAGCCUGGUAUGACCAGAGACGACUUGUUCUCGAUCAAUGCUGGUAUUGUCCGUGACUUGGCUGCCGCCAUCGCAGAAAAUGCCCCUAACGCGGCUGUUUUGGUGAUUUCCAACCCUGUGAACUCUACCGUGCCUAUAGUAGCCGAGGUCCUCAAAUCUAAAGGUGUUUACAACCCUAAGAAGCUGUUCGGUGUCACCACUUUGGAUGUGAUCAGAGCAUCCAGAUUCAUCUCGGAGGUCGAGGGCACCAACCCAACUACCGAGAAGGUAACCGUUGUUGGUGGUCACUCUGGUAUUACCAUCAUUCCUCUCAUUUCUCAGACCAAGCACAAGUUAAUGGACAAGGAGAAGAGGGAAGCUUUGAUCCACAGAAUUCAAUUCGGUGGUGAUGAGGUCGUCAAGGCCAAGAACGGUGCAGGCUCCGCCACAUUGUCUAUGGCUCAAGCCGGUGCUAAGUUUGCCAACUCUGUCUUGGCUGGCUUCGAAGGUGAAAGAGAUGUAAUCGAACCAACUUUCGUCGACUCCCCUCUCUACAAGAGCGAAGGAAUUGACUUUUUUGCUUCUCCAGUCCAGCUAGGUCCACGGGGUGUCGAAAAGAUUUUCCCUAUUGGUGAAAUCACUGCUGAAGAAGAAGAAAUGUUGGCAAAGUGUAAGGAAACUUUGAAGAAAAACAUCGAAAAGGGUGAGAAAUUCGUCACUCAAGCUUGA
Messenger RNA from Lachancea fermentati, 1005 nucleotides. Lineage: Eukaryota; Fungi; Ascomycota; Saccharomycetes; Saccharomycetales; Saccharomycetaceae. The record is from the annotation of a GenBank genome assembly.